UGUCACCAGAGGGCAGCAGCAGCAGCAGCAGCAGAAGAAGAAGAAGAUGGGCCGUUGACGAGAGAAGAAACCCUGUGGCUAUCUUGAGCUAGCAAAGUGACGUUACUUUAGUAUUUAGUUGCUUAACAUUUUAACGUAUUGUUGUGUUUGUUCAGUGUAUCAUCAAAAAUGAUCAUCACCGUGAAACCGCUUCAAGGAAAAGAAUGCAGUGUGCAGGUGACUGAAGAUGAAAAGGUCUUCACAGUGAAGGAACUUGUGUCAGAACGUCUCAACAUACCAGCAAACCAGCAGCGGUUGCUCUAUAAAGGGAAAGCGCUUGCAGAUGAGCACCGACUAAGUGACUACUCCAUUGGGCCAGAGGCUAAAUUGAACCUGGUUAUCCGUCCAGUGGGAGAGAGAACUGGAGCGUCAGGGGCGUCUGCCAGCAGCAGCAGCACCCAGGGGAGAGUGUGGCAGACUGUGUCCACUAUCCUUGCUCGACACUUUAGUGCAUUAGAUGCAGCAAAAGUCCAUGAACAGCUUAUUAAGGACUAUGAACGUUCCCUUCGACAACUUAGUCUCGAUGACAUUGAGCGCUUGGCGGGAAGACUGCUUCACCCUGAUGGCGAUGACAUGGACACCUCUUACAUGGACUAAAAAUGUCUAGCUGGAAGUUGCUUAUUGUGAUUUGUCUUUUGAGAGGUGCUUGGAGGUGCAUACAGUGUUUGGAGAGGGUUUAAGAGCCCCAGCUGUGUACCCUAUCAUUGGUUGAGUGAACACAGAUAACACUGACUGUUGAUUAUGGCAACAAUAGGCCUUUCUUAUCCAUGACCAAAGGACUUGCAUAAGAAAACUUGACAACUUUGAAUUGGUUCCUGUCACUUAUGUUGCAGUAAUGACAAGACCUGAUCACAUAAUAUUUGAAUACAAAGGAGUCCAUUUAUGCUGUUGAUUUCGCAUGAUCUCUGGCUGCUACAACUCCCAGGAGGACCGUAAAUUCUACUGGAGAGUAUUUGUUAUUAAUGUCUGUGUUGGAUAAUGAGUGGGUGUUUUCUUUUAACCAUCCAUUAUAAGGUAAUACAUAUGUUUUAUUCUGUAACUAACUGUUUAUUGUAUGAUUUGUAAAUAUCAUGUUUAUAUAUACAGACAUUAAACCACAGAAAAAAAGA
This is a messenger RNA of Cottoperca gobio, 1148 nucleotides long. RefSeq names its product ubiquitin like 4A (gene ubl4a). Bases 169 to 636 code for a protein of 155 amino acids. The transcript has 4 exons. The record is from RefSeq and is a predicted model, not a curated record. Gene Ontology annotation, cellular component: BAT3 complex. Lineage: Eukaryota; Metazoa; Chordata; Actinopteri; Perciformes; Bovichtidae. Gene Ontology annotation, biological process: post-translational protein targeting to endoplasmic reticulum membrane; tail-anchored membrane protein insertion into ER membrane. Gene Ontology annotation, molecular function: protein-folding chaperone binding.